Molecule: messenger RNA, 1167 nt
Organism: Lipotes vexillifer (Yangtze River dolphin)
Lineage: Eukaryota; Metazoa; Chordata; Mammalia; Artiodactyla; Lipotidae
Gene: TOR1B
Product: torsin family 1 member B
Exons: 5
Coding region: 55-1062 (335 amino acids)
Biological process (GO): nuclear membrane organization; protein localization to nucleus
Cellular component (GO): endoplasmic reticulum; endoplasmic reticulum lumen; nuclear envelope
Molecular function (GO): kinesin binding; ATP hydrolysis activity; ATP binding
Source: RefSeq, a predicted model, not a curated record
GCUCGGCCGUCUGGGCGGCCCUAACAGCGGCUGUGGCUGGCUGCGAGCUGGGCGAUGCAUCCGGCUGGGCUGUUCUGGGUCGCCGCGGCGCUGCGGCUGCUGCUGGCGGCCCACGUGGCGGCGGCGUUCGAGCCUAUCAGCUUGGGCAUCGCCGUCGGGGCCGCGUCUGCCCUCACCGGCUACCUGUCGUACACGGACCUGUACUGCCGCUUCGCCGAGUGCUGCCGAGAGCGGCCUUUCAACGCGUCGGCCCUCAAGCUGAAUUUGCAGGAGAAGCUCUUUGGGCAGCAUCUGGCCACAGAGGUGAUUCUCAAGGCGCUGACUGGCUUCAAGAACAACAAAAAUCCCAAGAAACCACUGACUCUUUCCUUACACGGCUGGGCUGGCACGGGCAAGAAUUUUGUCAGCCAAAUUGCGGCUGAAAAUCUUCACCCAAAAGGUCUCAGGAGCAACUUUGUCCACCUGUUUGUGUCGACCCUGCACUUCCCUCACGAGCAGCACAUAAAACUGUACCAGGACCAGUUACAGAGGUGGAUUCGGGGUAACGUGAGUGCAUGUGCGAGCUCCGUGUUCAUAUUUGACGAGAUGGAUAAAUUGCACCCGGGGGUCAUUGAUGCAAUCAAGCCAUUCCUAGAUUACUACGAGCAGAUUGAUGGUGUGUCUUACCGGAAGGCCAUCUUCAUCUUCCUCAGCAAUGCAGGCGGGGACCUCAUAACUAAGACGGCCCUUGACUUUUGGCGGGCAGGGAGGAGGAGGGAAGGCAUCCAGCUGAAGGACCUGGAGCCCGCGCUGUCUGUCGGAGUCUUCAAUAACAAACACAGUGGCCUGUGGCACAGCAGACUGAUAGACAGAAACCUCAUCGACCACUUCAUCCCCUUCCUGCCCCUGGAAUAUAGCCACUUGAAGAUGUGCGUGCGGGCAGAAAUGAAGGCCCGCGGCUCUGCCAUCGACGAAGAUGUCGUCACCAGAGUGGCAGAGGAAAUGACGUUUUUCCCUAAAGACGAGAAAAUCUACUCAGACAAGGGCUGCAAGACUGUGCAGUCACGGCUGGAUUUUCACUGAACUCUUAUCCAGAUGGGGUGAGACGCGGCUGGGAGCCCAGGGAACUCGGGGCCUGGCCUUUCCAAGCACUUUGAAGACCUCUUCAGGGUUUGCACAUUUGCACCU